This is a messenger RNA of Chinchilla lanigera (long-tailed chinchilla), 933 nucleotides long. RefSeq names its product vomeronasal type-1 receptor 4-like. The coding region runs from base 1 to 933 and encodes 310 amino acids. Lineage: Eukaryota; Metazoa; Chordata; Mammalia; Rodentia; Chinchillidae. Gene Ontology annotation, biological process: G protein-coupled receptor signaling pathway. The transcript has a single exon. Gene Ontology annotation, cellular component: membrane. The record is from RefSeq and is a predicted model, not a curated record. Gene Ontology annotation, molecular function: pheromone receptor activity.
AUGAUUUGGAACCUUGUCAAGGGAAUUAUCUUCUUUUUUCCAACUGUACUUGGCAUUCUGGGGAACGUCUUUGUGUUUGUGAAUUACAUUCUCUUCCUUGGAGGAACCGAGAUGAAAUCUAUACACUUUAUUCUCAUCCACUUGGCUUUUGCAAAUAGCAUCAUGCUUUUUGCAGAAUGGGUUCCUAAGACAAUAGCAGCUCUUGGGCAGCAAAACUUCCUUCAUGACACAGGCUGUAAGAUUGUUAUUUACAUGGUGAGGGUGGCCCGCGGUCUGUCCAUCUGCACUAGCGGUCUCCUCACGGUGGUCCAGGCUGUUACCAUCAGUCCCACAGACUCAAUGUGGAGGAGGCUCAAGCUAAAGUCACCAUGGCAUAUCCUUCCCAUAUUUGUCUUCUUUUGGAUUCUCAAUUCCUUAAUAAGCAUGAACUUACCAUUUUCUGUCAUAAGCAUCAACAGUGUGAACAUAUCACAAAUUAGUAAAGGUGACAAGUAUUGCUAUUUUCUACCUGAAGGCUGGAUAAUCAGAUGGACAUUUCUCACUCUGAUGGUCCUACGUGAUGCUGUGUUUCAGGCCAUCAUGAGUGGGGCCAGUGGAUACCUGAUAUUUGCUCUCCACAAGCACCACCAACAUGUUCUCUACCUGCAGAGCUCCAACGUCCUCUACAGAGCUCCCCCUGAGAUCAAAGCUGCUCAAAGUGUGCUCCUUCUGAUGCUUUGUUUUCUUGUCUUUUAUUGGUCAGAUUGUGCUUUUUCCAUGUGUUUUAGUUAUUCUCUCAAUAUUGAUUCUGUGAUAUUAAAUAUUCACAAAUAUUUGACACUUGGUUAUGCAAUUCUGAGCCCAUUUGUGCUGAUUCACAGAGAUGGACGCCUGGGUGCAUGUUUUCACAGUCAAGAGGACAGAAAAGCACACAGAAAUUGUCGGUCUUAUUGA